AUGACUGCAAGCGCCCACGGGUUGUCAGAUGCUGCUGCAGUCACGGCUGCAGGUGGUGGCCCACCAAGCAGCACCACCGCAAGCUUUAUCGGGGCAUUGCACCCCUCAGACGACUGCCUCAACAGGGCUUUGCGACUGUGGGCCUUAGUAUCUCCGAAGGCAACAAAGAGACUCGUACGGCUUCUCACAGACGGAGACAGAGCUGCUUGUAGCCGCGUCUGUAAGACAUGGCGAAAAGCUCUUCUGUCCCCCCCGCUCCUUUCUGCUGCCUUUGGGCGGCGCGGUUUUCCUGUAGCCUUCAGGGGUUACUUUUACAGGUGUUCGCUUGUGGAGGAGAUGCAGCAUGAGACCUAUGCAGACUAUCUGGCAGCUUGUGCUGCGGCACCUGCCGCACUUUCCGAAGAGAUUGCAAGGGACUGCCACAGAACAUUCCCUGAGCUUCCUUUCUUCAAGGAUAAGGCAAUGCAGCAGUCCCUGCACCGAGUCUUGCUCGCCUGUGCAUCUCGCCAAGACGGCGUCGGGUACUGCCAGGGUAUGAACUAUUUGGGCGGCCUCUUUUUGUAUGCACUGCAGGAUGAGUUUGAGGCUUACCGAUGUUUCGUCUCCCUUCUGCAGAAAUGGGGUCUGCAGCGCCUCUAUGCUACAGACCUCAUGCCCAUCAAGAGUCUUACAUUUGCCUUUGAGCGUAUCAUGGAGGCAUUUCUACCUCAGCUGCGGGAACACUUCGCCUUCGUGGGUGUCCGCGGAGAGGCAUACUUGCUGCAGUGGUUGCUGCCUGUCUUCGCAGCAGACUUCCCAAUCUCUUUGUCUCUCCGGGUUCUCGACCUGCUGGCCUUGGGAGGCAUGAAACGUCUCCUGCAAGCGGCUCUUGCCCUCCUCGAAGCCAUUCAGGAGCCCCUGCUUUCUAUGGGACCGGAGGAGGCCUUGCCGUUCAUCAUGGCCGCUGCCGCUGCAGCUCCCUUCGCCACUAGCAAAGCAAAGAACCAGCAGCAGAAAACACGCGCUGCGCCUUCUGGCGCUGCACCGCGGUCGCAUCAGCAGAAGACACAGCAACGAGCUCCCCAGCAGGCGCGUGAAGAUAGGCUGCGGCAGCAGCGGAAACAACUGCCGUGGUACCGCCAGGUGUCUUCACCUCGCCGCAGCUGCUCGCAAGAAAUUGAAAUGCAGGAGAAGCGACAGCAUCAACAAAACGUCCGAACACCAGACAGCAGCAGCGAACUGACCCCCGGCGAGGCGUGGCUGCUGCGGCGCAUGCUGCGCUUCCACGUGACAAAUAAAAUGAUAGAAACACUGGAGAGGGUGUUUUCGGAUAACAAAGAUUGCAGGCUUUGCAUCGAGGCAGGUAAAGCUACUGCUACUUCCACUGCGGCAGCAGCAGCAGGUCCUGUCGCAUGCGUAACAAGGUGGAACAAGGUGUCGUAA
This is a messenger RNA of Eimeria tenella, 1422 nucleotides long. RefSeq names its product TBC domain-containing protein, putative. NCBI's taxonomy places the organism in Eukaryota, Apicomplexa, Conoidasida, Eucoccidiorida, Eimeriidae. The coding region runs from base 1 to 1422 and encodes 473 amino acids. The record is from RefSeq and is a predicted model, not a curated record. The transcript is spliced from 8 exons.